Molecule: messenger RNA, 1835 nt
Organism: Drosophila erecta
Lineage: Eukaryota; Metazoa; Arthropoda; Insecta; Diptera; Drosophilidae
Gene: Fer1HCH
Product: ferritin subunit
Exons: 4
Coding region: 683-1411 (242 amino acids)
Biological process (GO): intracellular iron ion homeostasis; iron ion transport
Cellular component (GO): cytoplasm
Molecular function (GO): ferric iron binding; ferrous iron binding
Source: RefSeq, a predicted model, not a curated record
UUGCUCUCCAGGGCCAAAACAAAAACAAAGAACAGCUGACGCGGAGCGCAAAAGAGCGACCAUAUUGCAUUUGGUGUAUUGCAUUUACACAGAAGUGGAAUUAUCUGACUAGGAAACCCGACAUUAUAAAAAGUAUGUCCAUAUUGAGGACGUGUGUAUCAUAUUAAGUGCGUCUAUCAUCGGGAAUAUUCAAUUAUCAGCCAUUUAAACGGUUAACAAAGAACGGGCGACAUGUUGGAAACGAAAAGAUAACAGUGCACACUCUCCCACUUACUCACACUCACACCAGCAAAAACCGAGAGCGCGCGCGCUUAAAAGUGUUUUGUGCGCCGUUCGGAGCGACAGUUCGCUUUCGAGUUCGCUAAAACACAACGCAGAAAGGCAUUAGCUCCACUGAAAAAUCAGAUUAAAGCUGUCAGCAGAAGGUACUGGAAAAGCAUUCGAGAAGUCGAAAAUAAUCCCAAUCAAGCCCAUCAAAUUGAAGCAGGCGACGCCUUCUGCGCCAGUGUGUGUAAAGGCAGCUAGAUUUUCAAUUUCAACGACGAGGGAGGCCCUAUUUAACAUUGUAGCCCAACUCGAGUCGCCUCAUUCUCAUUUGUGCAUUUCAAGCAAAUCAAACUAACAGUGACAUACAAAUUUUGGUUCUGUGAUUUUGUGUAAAGACUUCGUUUGACGAUCAAAGAUGGUGAAAUUAAUCGCUAGCCUGUUCCUGUUGGCCGUGGUGGCCCAGGCCUAUGGAGACUUCAAGUCCAAGCAAGAAAGCAAGAGUUUCGUGAGAGAACUGCGGAAAGAGCGAGAAGCGCAGCAGCUUAAAGAAAAACAAAACCCAAGCCAUGAAGGUCAAGACCAAGAGUGCAAAGGCUCCCUGGCUGUUCCUGAGAUUACCAAGGAUUGGGUGGACAUGAAGGAUGCCUGCAUAAAGGGCAUGCGCCACCAGAUCCAGGAGGAGAUCAACGCCUCCUACCAGUACCUGGCCAUGGGCGCCUACUUCUCCCGCGACACCGUCAACCGCCCCGGCUUCGCCGAGCACUUCUUCAAGGCCGCCAAGGAGGAGCGUGAGCACGGUUCCAAGCUGGUGGAGUACCUGUCCAUGCGCGGUCAGUUGACCGAGGGCGUCAGCGAUCUGAUCAAUGUGCCGACUGUGGCCAAGCAGGAGUGGACCGAUGGCGCCGCCGCCCUGUCCGACGCCCUCGACCUGGAGAUCAAGGUGACCAAGUCCAUCCGCAAGCUGAUCCAGACCUGCGAGGGCAAGCCAUACAACCACUACCACCUGGUGGACUACCUGACCGGUGUCUAUCUGGAGGAGCAGCUCCACGGACAGCGCGAGCUCGCCGGCAAGCUGACCACUCUGAAGAAGAUGAUGGACACCAACGGCGAACUGGGCGAGUUCCUGUUCGACAAGACCCUGUAAGGAGGUGGAGAUAGAGAGAAGGCGCAUCACCCAGUCACGCAUCAAAAUUAUCAGCCAGUCGAGUUAUCUGUUAUCUGUUAGCCCAGAGAGCCUUCCCGAGGGUCCGCUAUUAAGUCACCAUCAGCCAAGUCGACGACUGGCCAAUAAAUUAUCCGUUCGACUGCGAUCCUCAAACCAGCAGAGCAAAAUUCCACGUCUGUUCUUUCUUAUCAACCACUCGUGAUUGUGAUUGUGAUUUCCGUACACCUCGGGAGGGGGCUCCGCAUUAUGCAAUCGCCGAGAUUUCGCCUAGGAUAAGUGGAAUCGCUCAUUCGCAUGGGAAGACACCCAGCACAACCCAUUCAAUACAUCCUAUAUCUUUAUAUUUUUCUGUCAAUUAGCCGAACAAGUUCUUAAAUAAAAACCAAUAUAUAUGUAACGAAAA